Plasmodium gonderi is the source of this 1635-nucleotide messenger RNA. Its product is annotated as pantothenate transporter. The record is from RefSeq and is a predicted model, not a curated record. Gene Ontology annotation, biological process: transmembrane transport. Gene Ontology annotation, cellular component: membrane. Bases 1 to 1635 code for a protein of 544 amino acids. NCBI's taxonomy places the organism in Eukaryota, Apicomplexa, Aconoidasida, Haemosporida, Plasmodiidae. The transcript has a single exon. Gene Ontology annotation, molecular function: transmembrane transporter activity.
AUGACUAAACAUACGUAUAUGGAAGACAGAAAAAUUACAAAACCGAUUAAUAGCAUACUGGCUGAAGAAACAGAGAAGUUAGUAGAUACCUACAGCUUUGAAAAUGUGCUAACAAGUGAAACCCUAAAGAAAUCAAAUUCAAGUCAGAAAAAAGAUGGAAAGAAUGGCGUAGCAUUCCACAAAUCGCUAGCUGUAGUGAAUGUAGCUGCAGGGUUAGAUGGAUGUGAUGAUCAAUUAUUACCAGCAAGUUUCAGAGCCUUAGAAGCUGAUUUAAAUUUACACCCAUCUUUAUUAGGGUAUAUUACAUUAGCACAGACGUUAAUGUUAAGCUUGUUUAGUCCAAUAUGGGGAUUUCUAUCAGAUAAAUAUUCAAGAAAAUGGAUGUUAGUAUUUGGCACAGCUUUAUGGGGAGUAGCAACUAUUUUACUAGCCAAUAUAAAUGACUUUGCACAUAUAAUAUUUUUUAGAGCAAUAAAUGGAUUAGCAUUAGGUAGUAUUGGACCUAUAUCUCAAAGUAUUUUAGCAGAUGCAGCAAAAAAUGAAUCCCUUGGAUUAUCAUUUGGUUUAGUACAAUUAUCAUCCAGUGUUGGAAGAUUAAUAGGAGGAGUAGUAACCACAACAGUGGCACUAAAAUAUUUUGGUGGAAUUAGAGGAUGGAGAUUAUGUUUUAUGAUUGUUGGUAUAUUGAGUAUCAUACUAAGUAUCGUAGUAGCAUUAUUUGUAGAUGAUGCACCUAGACAGGUUCGAAAAAAGAAGAAGAUGGAAUAUCUAGAUGGGGAUGGCAUAGAUAGAGGAUCGAAUAAUGUUAGAAUAGUGACUCAAUAUACUCAAUCGUAUAUGUUAUAUCAGAAUAUUGUAGAAUUGCUGAGAGACAGUUUAUCAAAAAAAAGUAUAAUUAUUAUUCUUAUGGAAGGAUUCACAGGAACUAUACCAUGGCUAGCUCUAAGUUUCAACACCAUGUUUUUUCAAUAUUGUGGUUUAAGUGAUUUACAAGCAGCUAUAAUAACUGGAUUCUUACUUAUCGGUUCAGCAUUAGGUGGAGUCAUAGGUGGUCAUUUUGGAGAUAUAAUGCAUGAUAUAUCAAAUAAACAUGGAAGACCAUUUCUCGGUCAGCUAGCUAUGUUUGGAAGAGUCCCACUUGUAAUAUUAACAUAUCUUGUAAUACCACAAAAAAAAGAAAGUUUUGAAUUCUUUGCCUUAUCUUGUUUUUUCCUUGGUCUAUCAUCCAUCGCUGGUGUAGCAGUAAAUAGACCAAUAGUAUCAGACAUAAUCAGACCAGAUUAUAGAGGAACCGUUUUUUCAUUAACCAUAGCAAUUGAAGGAGUAGGUGCAUCUCUCAUUGGUGCACCAUUGUUUGGUUAUUUAGCUGAAAAGGUUUUUAAUUAUCAAAAUAAUAAUUUACUAAUUUCAGAAAUGCCGGAAGAAUUGAGAAGGAAUAAUGCUGAAGCUCUUUCCAAAACUUUACUCUACCUGACCUUGGUUCCAUGGUUAUUAUCUUUUGUUUUCUACAGCUUGUUGCAUUUUACUUAUGGAAAGGAGUUUCAGAAGAUGAACGAAAUAAUUGAGAGAGAAUACAAAUAUGAUGAUGAAGAUGAGGAAACCAUUGCGGAAAAUGUAAUCGCACACACUAUGUGA